Messenger RNA from Rana temporaria (common frog), 2720 nucleotides. It is a transcript of the gene WDR75, whose product is annotated as WD repeat domain 75. The record is from RefSeq and is a predicted model, not a curated record. Bases 124 to 2634 code for a protein of 836 amino acids. Gene Ontology annotation, molecular function: RNA binding; protein binding. Lineage: Eukaryota; Metazoa; Chordata; Amphibia; Anura; Ranidae. Gene Ontology annotation, biological process: positive regulation of rRNA processing; positive regulation of transcription by RNA polymerase I. The transcript is spliced from 21 exons. Gene Ontology annotation, cellular component: nucleolus.
CGUAGACGUGAGAAUUGUCUGUGUUGGAGACUCUCGCUCUCCGUCUGUACUCUAUGGUGUUUCCGGCUUCCUGUCCUCACUGAGAGACACAUGUGCGCUGUGUGGGGACUGAAGAUCUGAGUGAUGGAGGGGGAAGAAGUUCGUGUGGUUCGAUGUGGGGGGAGCAGGAUUAAUAACCGGAGAGCCGUGUUCUCUGCUGAUGCCAAGUUUCUCAUCUGUGUCUCUGGGGACUUCAUCAAAGUCUUUAGCACUUCCACACAGGAAUGCAUUCAUGUACUACACGGCCAUACUGCUCUGGUGACUGGAAUUGAGCUGAACCCAAAGAAUCACCUGCAGCUUUACUCCUGUUCUUUGGAUGGUACUAUUAAAUUAUGGGACUUCAUGGAUGGUAUACUAAUAAAGAAUUAUUUAAUAGAUGUCAAAUUGUUUGGGUUUUAUACUAAAAUCAAAGAAGACCAUGUGUACACAAUUGUACUGAAAAAUAACAGUGAAGCUUCAGACGCUUUUCAGCUGGUUUCUAUAAAGUUACCAAAAUCAGCAGAACAUGAAUGUGAAGCCAAAGAAAUGUCAGUAAUAUUUGAGGAUAUUAGUAAAUCCCCAAAAUGUACAGCAGUUGGAAGAGAGGGUGAAUAUGUUGCCACUGUGAAAGGAUUAAGCCUCUUGGUCUAUUUCAACAACAAAAAAUGUUUCAGAUUCAGUUUAAGUUCAGGAAGCAAAAAGGGUGGCAACAACAUAUUCACUGUUGUGAAAUGCCAUCCUAAUGAAGACUGCAUAGCCACAGGACACAAAGAUGGCAAGAUUAGACUCUGGAGAAAUUUCAAUCACAAUCAAGAAUACACAUACUCCACCCUUCACUGGCACCACGAUGCUGUUGCUGAUCUUGCCUUUUCUGUGCAUGGUACUGUGUUGUUUAGUGGCGGUGUUGAAUCUGUGCUGGUACAAUGGUCUUUCAACCUGGAACAGAAGAAGGAAUUUCUGCCACGUUUAGGUGCAGCUAUUGAACAUAUUUCAACAUCACCUGAUGGCUCUCUGCACUGCACAUCACAUAAAGAUAACAAGAUAACGAUUAUUGAUGUGGGUUUAAAAGCAACAGGGAUCAUCCAAGGACUAGUAAAAGCAACGGAUGUAAAGACUGGUUUGAUUUGUGACCCUAGAAGCAAAGCUCUUGUUCUCAAUGGUAAACCUGGUCAUCUUCAGUUUUAUUCCCUUCAUGAUGACAAACAGCUCUUUAAUCUGGACAUUGUACAGCAAGAGUUUGUUCACCAGUCGGGGCUCCAGUAUAUGGAUUUGGUCAAGGCAGCAUUCAGCAAUAAGGGAGAAUGGUUAGCAACUGUGGAAGAGUUGCAAGGAAAUACAGACACCCUUGAUGUGCAGAUGAAGCUCUGGGAGUUUAAUGUUCGGCUUCAGAGCUUUGUACUAAAUACCACAAUCAGUAUGCCACAUGAAGACAGAAUAACAUCCCUAGUCUUUCAGAACAAAGGUGAUUCGGAAGAAGGUCAUCCAGCUUUAGUGACUACAGGAAAUGAUGGUCUAUUUAAAGUCUGGGUACUAAGAGACAAUUCUGACAUUUAUAAACAAAGCACUGUCUGGAGCUGUGAUUUUGUCGGAAGUUACCACAGAAACAAGGCCCUUGGCUGUUGUUUUUCUGAAGAUGGCUCUCUUUUUGCUGUUGGCUUUGAAGAAGUUAUUACAAUAUGGGAGACUAGCACGUGGGACUUACAGCAUACCUUCUGUCAGCCACCUGGAAAAAUAAGGAGUGUGUGUUUUGGAAGAUUUAAUUGUUCCAAAUAUCUUGUUGCCUCAACUGACAGUGGAUUCAUAAAUUGCUGGGACCUGCUCACAUGUUCAUUGGCAUGGAGGGCUCAGAUUGAUGCUACAGUUCUACAGCCGGAUGUACUCUCAGAAAAUAUUGCUGCCUUCUCCUUUGCUUCUGGAGGAUCAAACUUGUUCAUAUUCAGUCCUAUGGAUCCUAUGCCCCUAUAUGUCCAAGAGAAUGUCUGCCAAGACAGUGUUCAGUGUUCUGUGUUUGUGCCAAGGAUUGUGCCCGCAUCUGUAUCUUUGGUAAAGCACAGCUGGCUCGUCAGAUCCCAACUUUAUUUCCUCACAGAAUCUCAGGACCUUUUAACGUUCAGUACAAAGUCGCCAGAAGAGAGCAUGGAACCAAUAAUUAAACAAAUGGUAUCAGAAGAAAGCCUGCCUUACACACCUUUCUACACGUUGUUUGGGAAGAAGCAGCAACAGAAACCAGAUAAUCCAACCUGGGGCUCGGUGGACUCCGAGAAAACGCACCCUGCUGGACAUACAACUCAGACAGCUGCAGUUAAAGAGCUGCUUCUUCAUACUCCAGCUCAUGUACUCCCACCUCCAUCCGUUUUAUGUAAAAUGUUUGUAAAUUCUUUAUUGAUCGCCAAGCAGAAUAUAUGCCCAGAGCCGUUUAGCGAAGAGGUGGAAAGUGAAAUUGCAGAUGCCGAUACAGAUUCAGUUGAAGAUCUUCAGGAAAAAGAAGGUCAAGAUUCUGUUCCCUCUAUUAUUCCCACCAAAUAUGCUCAACUAUCCAAAGCCCAGGAAAAAGAACUGAAAAGGAUACGAAAGACAGAUUUCAGCUGGGUAUCGGUUUUGUGUGAAAAUUUAUGAUGCUGGCAUUUUUAUAAUUUGUAUUUCAUUUAAAGUAUAUCUUUUUCAAUAAAUGUAUAUGGAAAUGAAAGAUUUUCUUUAUCUUC